UGUACUUUGGGGCUCCAACAAUACCAGGAACGACCUGGCCAAACGACAGAGAGGUACGAUGACGGAAACUUCUCUUCAGUGUCUGCUCCUUCUGAGCCAGGUAUCUCUGCUGAUCUGCAUCACUCAUCAAGCUCGUCUGACCAUCAGUCCCAGCAGAUCUCAGUUUUUUGAAGGAGUCUCUGUGUCUCUGAUCUGUGAGGACGACAGCUCUGCUGGAUGGACGGUGAGGAGAAACACAACCAAGAAGACCAGGACUCAGUGUGCUGACUGGGGAGAAGCUACUGGUUCUUCCUGUAACAUCAGUGUUGUCUUCACAAGGGACUCUGGAGUUUACUGGUGUGAGUCCAGAGAGGGAGCAACCAGUAACAGCAUCACCCUCACUGUCACUGGUGGAUCGGUGAUCCUGCAGAGUCCUGUCCUCCCUGUGAUGGAGGGAGAUGACCUCACUCUGAGCUGUCAAUCAAAGCCUCCCUCCAACCUCCCAGCUGCUUUCUAUAAAGAUGGCUCCCUCAUCAGGACUGAGUCUACAGGUCACAUGACCCUCCACCAUGUUACCAGGUCUGAUGAAGGUCUCUACAGGUGUAGCAUCAGCAGUCAUGGAGAGUCUCCACCCAGCUGGAUCUCUGUCACAGUUGAACCUACAACCACAGCCCAGCCUGUAUCAACAACUCCACCUACUACUGUAGCUCCGCCCCCUGCUUCAUGCUCCUUCCAUCUUGGGUUCAUGCUGCUCCUCCACCUGCUGGUGUUCUGUCCGUACUUCAUCUCCACCCUCCUCAUGGUGUCUUUAUAUCGACGCAGAGACACAGGAAGUGACCUGGCCGUCUCCAUGGUGAUGACUCCAUCCACCCAGGCUGAUCAGGGAUUGGCUGAUGACUAUGAUGAUGUCACCACAGAGCAUCAUCUAAACUGAGCUGAACAUCUCAUCUCUCUCUUCUCCUGAUGUUCUUCUUUCACAUGAGAACUUUCUAGAACUGAGGUCAACAUCUGUGAACAGAGACGUCACAUCUGUCUGUUUAUCCUGGAAAUAAAGCAGUGAAGGGGGCGUGGCCUGUCUGCUCUGCUUCUUUUACACACCUGGACAGAACAGCUGCUACACUGGAUCCACAUCAACACAUGAUGAAGGUCUCUAUAAGUGCAACAUCAU
This is a messenger RNA of Melanotaenia boesemani (Boeseman's rainbowfish), 1147 nucleotides long. Its product is annotated as Fc receptor-like protein 4. The record is from RefSeq and is a predicted model, not a curated record. Gene Ontology annotation, molecular function: transmembrane signaling receptor activity. The transcript is spliced from 6 exons. The coding region runs from base 59 to 913 and encodes 284 amino acids. Lineage: Eukaryota; Metazoa; Chordata; Actinopteri; Atheriniformes; Melanotaeniidae. Gene Ontology annotation, biological process: cell surface receptor signaling pathway.